This is a messenger RNA of Trichomonas vaginalis G3, 855 nucleotides long. Its product is annotated as very-long-chain enoyl-CoA reductase protein. The transcript has a single exon. Bases 1 to 855 code for a protein of 284 amino acids. The record is from RefSeq and is a predicted model, not a curated record. Gene Ontology annotation, biological process: very long-chain fatty acid biosynthetic process. Gene Ontology annotation, molecular function: oxidoreductase activity, acting on the CH-CH group of donors. NCBI's taxonomy places the organism in Eukaryota, Parabasalia, Trichomonadida, Trichomonadidae.
AUGAAGUGUACGCUCACUUACAAAGCCAAGUCCUUUGUAAUAAGUAUUCCAGAAGAUGGGAUUGGCGCUUUAUUAUUUGAUGAAGCAAGCAAACAGACCAAAAUAGCUCCUAAGAGAACAAUAAUCGUUUAUAACAAAAAUGGAGAUGAAAUACUGAUAAAUAAAGAUACAAAAAUAAAGGAUAUUGGUGUUUCAACAUUUAUAGUUAAGGAUGCUGGCUUAAGUCUUGAUUGGAAGACUGUAUUCUUACUUGCAUACUUGGGUCCAUUCAGUAUUGCUAUAGCUUUCGUGUUAUUACUGGGUGACAAAUUAAAAUGGAACUGCUAUUUCACAAUUGGAUUUAUCAUGUGGGAACUUCAUUAUGUAAAAAGAGCAUAUGAAGCUAUUUCAGUUCAUGCUUACUCACAAUCAUUAAUGCCAUUCAUCGGUGUCAUGAAAAAUGUUGUCUAUUAUUGGGGAUUUACCCUUUUAAUUACUUAUAAUAUGUACAAGAGAUCGCAAACUAUUGACAAAUUAGAGCUUUGUCAAAUAAUUGCUAUUCCACUUUGGUUUGUCAGUGAGUGCUUAAACUUUUAUUGCCAUUACACACUUGCUCACCUUCGUCCAAAAGGCUCUAAAGAACGUUUCCUUCCAAAAGGUUUCUUAUUCAAUAGAAUAACAUCUCCAAAUUAUACAUUUGAAAUUAGUGGAUGUAUAUUCUUUGCUGUUUAUACUCGUUUAAUCACUGCUGUGAUAUUUGCCACUGUUGGUGGUUCAUAUAUGCUCAUGUGCGCACAUCAAAAGAGAAAAAGUUACAUUAAGAGAUGGCCAGAAGCAAAGAAUCGAGGAAGAAUAACACCAUUUACUUUCUUAUAA